AUGGAUCUUCAUAAUACCACAUUGUCAUACGGCACUGAAAACGUUACGACGUUCUAUCAUAUAGACAAUACAUCAUUUCUUUAUAACAACCUCAGCUACCUUUUCGUUGGCUCAGAUGACUACGAUGAUGUGUCGUUGACGACAAGUCUUACACCUCUGGGACCCCAAUUUUACAGUAUCCAACACGCCAUUUCAACAUCCAUUAUUCUUGGACUCCUAAUCCUUGCGACAAUUAUUGGCAAUGUUUUUGUAAUUGCAGCUGUGCUCUUGGAGAAAAACCUACAUAAUGUCGGCAAUUAUCUUAUUAUAUCGCUGGCCGUCGCCGACUUGAUGGUGGCUUCCCUUGUAAUGCCGUUAAGCGCUCUAAAAGAAAUCAGUAAAGUAUGGUUCUUGCAGAGAGAGGUCUGUGACAUGUGGACUUCAUUCGACGUUCUCUGCUGUACAGCUUCAAUAUUACACCUUGUUGCAAUCGCCAUGGAUCGAUACUGGGCCGUGACGAACAUUGAGUACAUCCGAAAUCGUAACCAAAAAAGAAUUAUCAUCAUGAUUGUCCUAGUAUGGACAGUGGCCAUGUUCAUUUCGAUCCCGCCCCUCUUCGGGUGGAGGGAUAUAAACUAUGAUGCAGAAUUCACUGGCCAAUGCGUGAUCAGUCAAGACUUAGGAUACACCGUCUUUUCGACGGUUGGCGCCUUUUAUUUACCAAUGUUCAUCAUGAUGUUCAUUUACCUACGCAUCUAUAUGGUUGCCCGGGCUACCAUACGAAAAGACAAUUUCGGCAAACGAAAAGAUAAGAAACCAAAGGACAACACAACAGUUAACCUUCUCUCAAAACCGUACGAUUCGACUCAGAACAACUCAAACGCAGAAAUGAGUCCGAAGAAACAGCACCAACAAAUCGAGGCUGAUGUGUCGACGCUGGAAGUUAAAGUGACCAAUGGUCAUGUCGACGAAGCCCAUACCGUCAUGCUGCCUAUAGAACCUGGUGAAGCCAUACGACAAGAACGAGCACGAAACAAGGAAAAGAUGGAAAUCAAACGAGAGAGAAAGGCAGCUCGAACCUUGGCAAUCAUCACAGGGGCUUUUAUUAUGUGUUGGUUGCCGUUUUUCAUCAUUGCUUUAGUCGGACCCUUCUUUCCCCAAGCUAUAAAUGUUCCUGAUGUUCUUAUGAGUAUUGUCCUGUGGCUUGGUUAUAUGAAUAGUCUGCUGAACCCAAUUAUAUACACGAUUUUCAGCCCGGACUUUCGAAACGCAUUUCAUAAAAUACUCUUUGGCAAAUACAGAAGAACAGCAAAUAGACAUAAUGUAUACUAA
Molecule: messenger RNA, 1311 nt
Organism: Acanthosepion pharaonis
Lineage: Eukaryota; Metazoa; Mollusca; Cephalopoda; Sepiida; Sepiidae
Source: the annotation of a GenBank genome assembly